Molecule: messenger RNA, 1927 nt
Organism: Antechinus flavipes (yellow-footed antechinus)
Lineage: Eukaryota; Metazoa; Chordata; Mammalia; Dasyuromorphia; Dasyuridae
Gene: ING4
Product: inhibitor of growth family member 4
Exons: 9
Coding region: 588-1379 (263 amino acids)
Biological process (GO): positive regulation of apoptotic process; regulation of DNA-templated transcription
Cellular component (GO): nucleus
Source: RefSeq, a predicted model, not a curated record
UUGUAAUUAAUCCUUUUCUGCCAGAUUUGGAUCACUACUAUUAUUGCCAGGGUUCAAGGUCCAGUUUGAGGUUUUGUAGGUUGUGGGGACACAAGGGAACCCCAUGACCUCCAGGAAUUCACAGCCUCUUCUUCCCCCCAGGUAUUGAAAACCUCCCCUUUGAGCUCCAGAGAAACUUCCAGCUCAUGCGGGACCUAGACCAGAGAACAGAGGAAGUAUUAGAUAUCAUCUGUGGACCUGCAUUCUGGCAACUCUUGAGCAAGUUUGGCUGCCCUGAGAAAUUCACUUGGAGCCUGAGGCUACUCCCCGAUGGUCAGUCCUGCUCAAGAAAUAACAAGUGAUCUGCAAGCUUGUGAUCAAGUCCCAUUGGGAAGACAUCAUAGUUAAUUCAUCACAACAUCAAAAGUCCUGAAAUAGUCAUCCGGGAGCAGCCGAAUGCUGGGGAUUGACUUGUUUUCUCUGUAAUCCAAUCCUGACUUUUGAAGUGCACACAACAAGAAGAGAUGUCAGAGAACAUGUCAUUGUUUGCAUGCCUCAUAAUAUGUUUUUUUGGGAAACUGACAGAUGAAAUGUAGUGCAAACAUAGAAUGAAUCACCGUACCAAACUGAAGAUCUACAGAGCACUGGUUCUGCCCAGUUCAAGACCCGGACCUGUUGUAGUCAACUCAAUCCAUCUCAUGAGCAGUUUCAAUGAGCUCUACCAAGGAACAAAUGGCAAACCAGGAUCAUCAAUAAUAAACCUGAAAGCAGAAAUUGACAAGCUGGCCACUGAAUAUAUGAGUAGCGCCCGCAGCCUCAACUCAGAGGAAAAGCUGGCAUUACUUAAGCAGAUCCAGGAAGCCUACGGCAAAUGCAAGGAAUUUGGGGAUGACAAGGUGCAGCUCGCCAUGCAGACCUAUGAGAUGGUGGAUAAGCAUAUUCGAAGACUGGACACAGAUCUAGCCCGUUUUGAGGCUGAUCUAAAAGAGAAACAGAUUGAGUCAAGUGACUAUGACAGCUCUUCCAGCAAAGGAAAAAAGAAAGGCCGGGUUCAGAAGGAGAAGAAAGCUGCCCGUGCUCGUUCUAAGGGUAAGAAUUCAGAUGAGGAGGCUCCCAAGGCUGCCCAGAAGAAGCUGAAAUUUGUGCGCACAAGCCCUGAAUAUGGUAUGCCCUCAGUGACUUUUGGCAGUGUCCACCCUUCAGAUGUGUUGGAUAUGCCAGUGGAUCCCAAUGAACCUACCUACUGCCUUUGCCACCAAGUUUCCUAUGGGGAGAUGAUUGGCUGUGACAACCCUGAUUGUUCCAUUGAGUGGUUCCACUUUGCCUGUGUUGGAUUAACAACCAAGCCUCGAGGGAAAUGGUUCUGCCCUCGGUGCUCUCAGGAACGGAAGAAGAAAUAAACAAAGACCUUGGAUGUCAUCAUAAUUUCAUCUCUUCUCACCUGGGCUUGGGCAUGGGGUGGAAAUCCUGUGUUGGGGUGUUGGAACUCAGGGGGAGAAGGGGGCUGGUACAGAGAAGUCACUCCCUUCUCCCCCUUCCUCCCCCACACACAUACACACUCUUGGUGCUGAGGCUGCAUCUGAACUGCAGUAGGGUGGGUGGUAUGUGCCCUCCUUUAGAACAUCACCUUCUCCUUCUUGGGGUUGGUGGAGGAGGGGUCAUCCCCACUUCCCCUUUGCCUCCAUGCUGAGGUUGGUGCUGUAUCUUGGAGGGAUACCUUUUUACUUCCCUCACUGUAUAUAGGGAGUGGGACAGCAGUAUAGGGGCGCCUCCCUUCCCCCCCAUGGUGGGGGCUAUGGUAUGUUGAUCUUCCUUCUCUCCUUGGACUUCAUCUUUUUGUAGGGCCCUUUCUGUAGGGUCACCUUCUGCCCUGUGACAAGGGAGUUUUUAGGCUUGUGUGUAUUGGAGGGAGGUAGAGUGGGUGGGAGAAUAAAAGUAAUGAAAUCUG